Messenger RNA from Hemiscyllium ocellatum (epaulette shark), 1903 nucleotides. RefSeq names its product vacuolar protein sorting 45 homolog (gene vps45). Gene Ontology annotation, biological process: intracellular protein transport; vesicle-mediated transport. The record is from RefSeq and is a predicted model, not a curated record. The transcript has 15 exons. Gene Ontology annotation, cellular component: Golgi membrane. NCBI's taxonomy places the organism in Eukaryota, Metazoa, Chordata, Chondrichthyes, Orectolobiformes, Hemiscylliidae. The coding region runs from base 53 to 1762 and encodes 569 amino acids.
CCCCGCGGCAGGUGUGUGCGGUCAGCGCGGAGCUCGGGAGGAGGCCGCAGCCAUGAACGUGGUCCUGGCGGUAAAACAGUAUGUGUCCAAAAUGAUCGAGGAGAGUGGACCCGGCAUGAAGGUGCUGCUCAUGGACAAGGAGACGACCAGCAUCAUUAGCAUGGUGUAUACGCAGUCCGAGAUCCUGUUGAAGGAAGUUUAUCUUUUCGAGCGCAUCGAGUCCACCAACCGUGAGACCAUGAAACACCUCAAAGCCAUCUGCUUUUUGCGGCCUACCAAGGAGAACGUUGAAUAUCUGAUCCAGGAGCUGCGCCGACCCAAGUAUGGCCUGUUUUUUGUUUAUUUCAGCAAUGUGAUUAGUAAGAGUGACAUCAAGAGCUUGGCAGAGGCAGACGAGCAAGAAGUUGUUUCUGAAGUUCAGGAAUUUUAUGGAGAUUUCAUUGCAGUGAGUCCACAUGUGUUUUCCCUCAACCUCACUGGUUGUGCUCAGAACAGGAACUGGAACUCUGCACAUCUGGCACGAAGCACCCAAGGACUGACCGCAGUCCUCCUGUCACUGAAGAAAUGUCCCAUGAUUCGUUAUCAGCUGUCAUCUGACAUGGCGAAGAGGCUAGCAGAGAGUGUGAAGCAAAUCAUCACCAAAGAGUAUGAACUGUUUGACUUCCGUAGGACUGAGGUGCCACCCCUGCUUCUCAUCCUAGAUCGCAGUGACGAUGCUGUCACCCCACUGCUAAACCAGUGGACGUACCAGGCCAUGGUUCAUGAGCUGCUGGGGAUCAACAACAAUCGAAUUGAUCUUUCCCGUGUGCCGGGAGUCAGCCGGGAGCUGAAGGAAGUGGUGCUCUCCGCUGAGAAUGACGAAUUCUACGCAAAUAACAUGUACCUGAACUUCGGGGAGAUUGGCACAAACAUUCGGAACUUGAUGGAGGAUUUUCAGAAAAAGAAACCGAAGGGCCAGCAGAAACUGGAGUCCAUCGCUGACAUGAAGGCCUUUGUGGAGAACUACCCGCAGUUUAAGAAGAUGUCCGGGACUGUAUCCAAACAUGUGACCGUGGUGGGAGAGCUCUCGCGGUUGGUGAAUGAGCACCAGCUGAUGGAAGUAUCCGAGGUGGAACAGGAGUUGGCUUGUCAGAAUGACCACUCCAGUGCCCUGCAGAAUGUGAGGAAGCUGCUGCAGAAUCCCAAAGUGUCAGACUUGGAUGCAGUGAGGCUGGUGAUGCUCUAUGCUCUGCGUUACGAACAUCACAGCAACAGUAACCUGGCCUCACUGAUGGAGGCUCUGACCCGGAAGGGUGUACCAGACAAGUACAAGCAGUUAGUGUCGGUGGUUGUGGAAUACGCCGGGAAACGAAUCCGGGGAAGUGACCUGGUCACCACGAAGGAUGCUGUCGCCAUCACCAAGCAGUUCUUCAAAGGAUUGAAGGGGAUUGAAAAUGUCUACACCCAGCACCAGCCCCUGCUGCAGGACAGCCUGGACCAGCUGAUCAAAGGAAAGCUGAGGGACAGUCAGUACCCGUACCUCGGGCCGAGUACACUCCGAGACCGCCCACAAGAUAUCAUUGUGUUUAUCAUUGGGGGUGCGACCUACGAGGAGGCGCAGACUGUGUACCAUCUGAACCGGACCAGUCCAGGAGUGAGGAUUGUGUUGGGUGGGACAACCAUUCACAACACCAAGAGUUUUCUCGAAGAAGUUGCAGCCUCAAGAAUUCUGAGCCAUGUCUCGGAGAGACCACAUGGAGUGAGUCGUUUGUCAAGGCGGUGAACGCCGAGGAUAUCCUUGGGCCUGCCUGUCCUAACUCUCAGAUUUGUAAACGAUCCGGACUGUGAUUUGUGCGAGUGACUGUUCCUGCUAUUGUAAAUGUAUUGUUUCUCUUGGCGUCAUUAAAUACAAACUGAAAUUCCA